Molecule: messenger RNA, 2550 nt
Organism: Aspergillus chevalieri
Lineage: Eukaryota; Fungi; Ascomycota; Eurotiomycetes; Eurotiales; Aspergillaceae
Exons: 14
Coding region: 1-2550 (849 amino acids)
Source: RefSeq, a predicted model, not a curated record
AUGGUAUCCACCAACAACCCCAAAGUUACUGAAGGCACCACACCGGAUGAAAGGGACACGAACAAUCCCCCUGGAGAUGAGAGCGUCUCGGAAAAUGCGCAGCCAGUUGUGCCUGUAGGCCCACAGCUGUCAGUCAGGGUUUUCAAGACCUUCCCCGGCGCAGAAAAAGCAUCCCCUGAGGCGGUUUGUAAAGUUGGAAGUGCUGCCACCUUUGAGAAUGAAAGCCUCGGAUAUUUGCGAAAAUAUUUGAACAACCAAAAGAUCUUAAAAUCAAUUGACUCAGCGCUUCCAUUUUGCACCGCGGAUGGAGCGAGGGUAGAGGAGACAACGACGAUCUCUGAGUAUGCGAGACUGGUUCACAAGAAGAGUGACACUGGAACUGUUAAGCGCAAAGAUGGUGGUAGCGCCUCCACAGAAGCCCAAGAACCUGUGGAUGGAUCAGAUGAGAGUGAUAAACUGACAACCUGUGAUGUGUACCUGAUCGCCCGGAAGAAGACAGAGGUACAACUCAGUGAUCCAGUUAAGAACUUGCUUGACUCUGCGCUGGACAUGAACUUCUCUCAAAGCGGGGAUCUACCAAAAGCAGUGCUGAAGCAGCUCAAAAGCUCAUAUGAUCAUAAGUUGUGGGCAGCAGAAGUCGACAAAGGCCCAAGAACUUAUCCAGCCGAAAUGUCUGAAGAGGACUGGGCUAUAGUUAUGCAAAACAAUGACCUGUUGCAUGGCCUCCGAGUUAUUCCUGCGCGUGCGCCAGACAACAAGCUUACUUUGAAUGGAAUAGAUCGAUCCUUCCUUCCUGCGUUCACCCUGAAGCCAAGGCCUGUUGAGUUUUACAAGAAGGCUCCCGGUGUAGAGGUAGAUACAACUGUUGGAUUUGCCAUUCCCCGGUUCCGCAUCCAGGAUGAUUCAUAUGUAAGGAUGACAGAAGCCAAGACUGAUGUUGAAUCAUCGUUCGCUCGGAGCUCAUUCAGCCAACACGACUUCCAAGUAGCUGCAGGGGGGAAUGUCUUUGGAUAUGAUGUUGGCGCCAAGUUUGGUUUUAGCGCGAAAGAGCAAGACGGGUAUGCUCAGGCUCGCCAGGAAAAUGUGGAAAUGAUGCACAUUUCAUACAAUUUCCCCCGUGUUGUAAUAAGAUUGGAUGAAAAUUCAUUGGAAUUGGACCCAGUCUGUCGUAGUCGCCUUGAUAAGGUGACAGACUUCAAUUCCAUGUCGGAAUUUUUUGCUGAUUACGGUCAAUUCUUUGCAACGCAAGUCCAGCUGGGGGGUCGAUUACACGCCGCUGAAGACAUAAAAUCUACUUCAAGUUCCGUUAAGGAGGAAAAGGCUAAUGCAUUUAAGGCUGCUGUUAGUGCUUCCUUCUCUGGCCCAUCAGCCCGGGGAAGUACAAGCUACAGCCAUGAAAGCAAGUCGGCAAGUGAUGGCACAGAACAGAAGAUAUCAUACAAUAAGUCAAUGUCCUGGGAGGCACAAGGUGGCGAUACACUGCUUUGCAACAGCCCUCCGGAUUGGUGCCCAACAGUUCAUUCAUUCUAUAACUGGCGCACUAUUAAGCAAGAAAAUGUUGUCUUCCUCCCAGAUCUCAUUGGCAAGCUUCCUGGGUUCAAACACAUCCCAGACACAUUUAAGAAGAUCGCCAAAAAUCAGAAACCAGAUACUGCAACUUCGAAAGUACCAUAUUUUGUGGAGUUCUCGCUCGAGCUGGAAGGCUCUGAGGGCAAGGAAUUUUCAUUGGAUGAGAAAUGUCCAGGUACUGAUGGCGACAACAUUGUGGCGAAAGAUGAGUACGCAAUGGCUUUAACUCCAACAUUCCUCUUGCCAGCUGUAUAUAAACAUUGGCUGAAAGUGAAGCUUGAGAUGGGAGGAAAGGCGAUACAUGUAUUGCCGUUGGGAAACAUAAAUCACAUAGGUGGCUUGAUUCCGUAUAGUAGUUUGCCCACUAGUUUCGGGGGAGACCCAAGCAAAGUGCGCAGAGUUACCUCACGGAAUGCAACUCAAGCUGCCAAGGUAUUCAAGAUCCGAACUGAAAACGUUAAAGGCAACAAACUUGCAAUACGCGGUCAGAAAUAUCAGAUCGAUAACCCAGGCGAGUCAAUGUCCCUGUCAGCUACGUCCAACUUGAUGGAUUAUGUCCCCCAGUCCUAUCUCUUCGCUGCCACCAGUCCUCAAACUCCGGUCAAGUUUGCUUUCUGGGACACUGAACUUGCCGAUGAUGAGCAAGAAGGAAGUAUCCCAGAUGGGCAUGUAGUGAGCUUAGUUGCUUGGAUUCCAAACAGCGACAAACGGGGAUUCGUAUGUCUUCGCGACAGUGGUGGGGACUUUGAAAUCCUUCCAGGUUCACCAGACCUGAAUAAAGUCGCCAGAUUCAAGAUCAAGUACGGAAAAGCAUAUGAGGCGCCGCCUUCCGCGGAGGUGCGUCGCCGUGAAGCGGCAGUGCAUGAUUUAGAGGACCAGUUGUUUGGCGAACGCAAUCCAGCUACUGAGGCGCCGCCUUCCGCGGAAGAGGUGCGUCGCCGUGAAGCGGCAGUGCAUGAUUUAGAGGACGCGUUCUCAUAA